Messenger RNA from Cryptomeria japonica (Japanese cedar), 825 nucleotides. RefSeq lists its product as uncharacterized. Gene Ontology annotation, molecular function: nucleic acid binding. The transcript has 3 exons. Gene Ontology annotation, biological process: DNA integration. The record is from RefSeq and is a predicted model, not a curated record. The coding region runs from base 1 to 825 and encodes 274 amino acids. Lineage: Eukaryota; Viridiplantae; Streptophyta; Pinopsida; Cupressales; Cupressaceae.
AUGAAGUGGGGUUUGGACUUUAUUGGAGUCAUCAACCCUCCAUCCAGUGCUGGCCAUAAGUGGGUACUUACAGCCACAGACUAUUUCAUGAAAUGGACUGAAGUCAUGGCACUUAAAGAAGCUACUAAGUUUGUUGUUUUGAACUUUUAUGAGGAUCUUAUUGCCAUAUUUGGAGUCCUCGAUUCUAUCAUUUCAGACAAUGGCCUUGCUUUUGCUAGUUUUAAAAUAUCUGAUUGGGUUGUCAAGAAGGGGAUUUAUUUGAAUACAUCUUCCAAUUACUAUCCGCAAGGCAAUGGCCAAGCGGAGUCUACAAAUAAGAAUCUUAUCAGAAUCAUCAAAAAGACCACAGAAGGUAACCAAAGGAUCUGGCUUACUCAAUUGAAAUCAGCUUUAUGGGCUAAUAGGAUCACUCCAAAAAUAUCAACAGGACAAUCAUCUUUCAUGCUAGUAUAUGGUAAAAAAGCAAGGCUUCCUAUCUCAUUUGAGUUUCCAGCACUUGAUUUAGCCAAUCAGCUGGACACACUAGAAGAAGGCCCUUCGACAAUAAGAUUAGCUCAGUUAUUUGAGCUAGAGGAAACCAGGAAUGAGGCCAUGAAGAAGAUAGAACAACAUCAAGCUCAAAUGAAGAGGUCUUUUGACAAAAAGGCAUCUCCAAGAAAUUUCCAAGGAGCACAACGCUUUUCAGCUCUCCAAGCUGGAUGGCAACAUGGAGCCAAUCCCAGUCAAUGGGAUUCACCUCAAGCAUUGCUUUUGAGGUAUGAUCAACAGCCUGUGUAUACUAGAAGGUCUGUAACUGUUGUAAGUUACCACAGUUCUGUGAAGUAG